CAAUGCCCCCUUCAAAGCCCUCUCCUUCUCCCCCGCCGCCGCCCCAGACGCCCACUGCCUCUUCUCCCUCUUUCUUUCUCCCGAUUCUUCACUCUGUAAUAAUUAUCAAAUUAAGAAAGAAAUUAAAUUAAAAGAAGGAAUGGAGAAGGGGCAAAGAAAUGGGGCUCCCGAACCGACUCCACGACGCCUCCAGCGACUCCAUACCGAUCCUUCUCGUCGUGGCGGCCGCCGGGUGGGUCUCCUACCUCCGCUCCCUCCUCCUCUGCCUCCUCCACUCCCUCGGCCUCCAACGCCUCCACCCCUCCUCCGCCGCGGCCGACGAUCCCCUCUUCUCCGCUGCCGGGUCCGGCCUCGCCGGACUCGUCGUCGUGGCCUCCUCCGGACGCCCCUUCGCCUACGAGGCCUUGCCGUCGGCGGCCACGGAGGGGGAACGAGAUGAGCCGGGCUGCGUGGUGUGCCUCUGCGAGCUCGCCGACGGCGACCGGCUUCGGCGGCUGGAUUUGAGUAACAGGUUCAUGAAGGCACUGCACCUCUUUAAAGUGAUGCAACUGGAGAAGAGUGCAAAGCCCAUUGGGUUGGUGGAUGAAGGGUGCAGGGUUGUUGGAAGAGGCAGAAGGGAUCGUCAGAAGCAUGACAAUGAAGCCAGAUGUGAUGGUAUUGGGUGCCUUCUUGGUGCUUGUAGGAUUCACAUAGAGAUCAGAAUUGCAGAUAAAGUGAGAAGUCAAGUUCUCAAACUAGAGCAUCAUCAAUCUGGUUGCUGUAUUCUGCCAUCUAAUAUCUGUGCUGCUGCCAGUAGAUGGGAUGAUGCCUCAAAAUAUGAGGAUUUUAUUGAAGCAUAGUGACAUCAGGACUGAACCAGUCUAGUUCGGUUGAAUUAGAUGGAGUUGCUUAUCAGUUUGUUGCAGGAGAUUGUUCCAAUCCAGAGGCCAGCAUGAUAUAUUCCUGGCUAGAUGAAAUCGGGAGAAAGCUAAGACAUGAAGGAUUUUCCCAGUGACUGAAGAUGUUCUGUUAGAUUUAGGCGAUGAAGAUAAAGAGACUUGGCUUUUGAGGUACAAUGAGAAGCUUGCUUUAGCAUUUGCCUUGCUAAGGGCUGUACUUCUGUCAACAAUAAGAAGUGUGAAGAACCUACGGUUAUGUGGGGACUGCGACUGCCAUUUAUUUAUAAAGCAUGUGUCAAAAUUACAUGCACAACAAAUUCUUGUGAGAUAUCAGAUGAAGAUCCAUUUUCACCAUUUCAAGGGUGGCCUUUGUUCAUUCAAGGAUUAUUGGUGAUAUUAAAGCAUUGCUGAAACCCAUAUUUUCUCACAUAGGUUGCAAUAAAUUUCAAAGAUUGUAUUUGGUGGUGCCAACUGCUGCUAGAUGACUGCAUUGUGCUUGAAGUUUAAGAUGCUCUUUUAGCCAGCAGAAGGAACCUUACCAAGAUGCAAUAAAUUCAAUAGUUUCUGCUGAUCUUUCAUCAAAUAGUUUACUACAGACAGAUAAUCAGCUUGAACAGGUGAAGGAUUUUCCUUGGUACCUCAUCUCAAGAAAGCUGUCAGCAUCUUUAAGAUGUCUUUGAGAGAUCUAUGGUUCCUGAGAACAUGGUGAGCAAUGAGGUCUCGAGGAGAGUGUGUCAGUUGCUCAUAUUUUGAGGGGGAAAUGAUAAUAUUCUACCUCAUGUUUGGUCACCUUCCGUCCAUCGUGGAUGUUGAUAUGGAUUAAUGGUGGUAAGCCAUUCCAGUACAAGUUUUUUUUUUUUUUUUUUUUUUGGUGGCUUGAUUACUUCAUCUCUUGUUAAUAAAUAUGCAAGUGGCUAAGCAGAUUUUUACUGGAGUUGAGAGGGAAGCUUAACUGAUGAAUAAUGCUUCCAGUGUUGAUUGCUUUUGGGCUACUGUUUUAUGUUAUUGCUUUGCUGUUUAAAAGUCAGCAAAAGACAAACUAUUCCUAGAA
Molecule: messenger RNA, 1929 nt
Organism: Phoenix dactylifera (date palm)
Lineage: Eukaryota; Viridiplantae; Streptophyta; Magnoliopsida; Arecales; Arecaceae
Product: E3 ubiquitin-protein ligase RHA2A-like
Source: RefSeq, a predicted model, not a curated record